GCAACGAUCGACGGCCUCAGGCAGCCAGGCUUCGUAUAGACGAGCCGCGCACGACCUCUGCGACGAUGCUAGAUGUGAAACUCAGCUUUCGUCUCCCUCAUCAUAGUGUAGGCAGACGAUCGCAGUUCAAGACGCACGGCAUUACGAAGCUGUAUGUAUAAUGCUUCAACCCAGUAGUCCUCCAGUGAAUAGAAUACCCAGCCCAUCACCAUAGCGUUACCGCAGACUGUCUUGUUACAUCCCAAGGUCUCUUGCUAUUUCAGGCGUUUCAGGUGCGCAGAUGAUACAAAAAUAAGACUGGCCUACCCUUUCUACGAUGGAGAUCAACCCUGCGGAGCCAAGUGCUUCGAGGAAUAUCAUUGUGUCAGGUGGCGCACAAGGAAUUGGACGAGCUUUGGGACGCUACUUCCUCGAGGCCGGCCACCGCAUCUUCAUCUUCGACAUCCAAGAGGAGGAACUCGAGUACACCGCAACUAAGCACCUCGAAAAAUACCACAAAGACGGAAAGGUCGGGUACGCAGUCUGCAAUCUCCGCAAUGUUGACGCAAUACGAUCCAAAGUCGACGAGGCCGCCAAGUUCUUUGGAGGACAGAUUGAUGUACUAGUCAACAACGGAGGCAUCGCCUCCCCACACUGGAAGGACAACAAGACCAUGGAAGACAAGGAGACCUAUGACCAAUGGCUAGCGUACAUGGAAACCAAUCUGACGGCCCCCUUCGCCAUGUCACAGGCCUGCAUCCCUUUCAUGAAGCACCGAGAAUCAGAAUCGCACAACUCCCUGGGCGCACACAAGCACGUUGCAGGUCCAUGCAUCAUCCACAUCGGCUCGUUCCGCGCACAUCAAAGUGAUCUAAACCAGGAGGGCUAUGCCGCGAGCAAAGCUGGGCAGCUGGGUCUUAUGCAGGCUAUGUCGGUCAGUCUCGGUCCCUUGGGAAUACGAACAAAUCUUGUGGCGCCAGGAAGGAUCAAGGUCGGGCAUGAAAGCAAGGAAGGCGACGAGCAUGGCCAUACCUGGGAGGGCCAAAACACUGAGAAGGACAUUGACGAUCAUACCACAAAUAGAGCGGGGCGGCCGAAGGAUAUUGCAGACGCGUGCUUGUAUUUGAUCAAUGCAGGCUUCGUCAACGGAGUGGACAUCACCGUGGAUGGAGGAGCCUUGAGGAAAAAGGCAGCUUGA
Molecule: messenger RNA, 1177 nt
Organism: Paraphaeosphaeria sporulosa
Lineage: Eukaryota; Fungi; Ascomycota; Dothideomycetes; Pleosporales; Didymosphaeriaceae
Product: short chain alcohol dehydrogenase
Exons: 2
Coding region: 317-1177 (286 amino acids)
Source: RefSeq, a predicted model, not a curated record